Messenger RNA from Sphaeroforma arctica JP610, 653 nucleotides. RefSeq lists its product as hypothetical. The transcript has a single exon. The record is from RefSeq and is a predicted model, not a curated record. The coding region runs from base 112 to 639 and encodes 175 amino acids. NCBI's taxonomy places the organism in Eukaryota, Ichthyosporea, Ichthyophonida.
UUCGAAACAAUACACAGUGAAGCAACGAAAGCGAUUGUCGCGAAAUUGACCUCACAGCCCUGGUUCACGAAAGGUGUCAAGCUUUUGGACUACGGGUGCGGGACAGGGCUUAUGCUGCGACUACUAGCAGACGAUGGUUUGAUUGGCCCUUCCAAGGGACUAGAUGUGGAAGAGAAAAUGGUGGAGAUAUUCCAGAAGCACAUCAAUGAGAACGAGAAGUACAAAGAUGUCUUGUCUGCAAGGCUGUUGAAGGGUAUCGAUGGCUCGGAUGCCGGUAUUGCCGAGCAUAAUGAAAACGGAACGUUCGACGUGGUGACGAGCACUUUUGUGCUGGGUCAUGUAUUCGAGGGAAAUGUGGACAAAGUCAUUAACUCCAUAGCACGAUGCGUGAAGGUGGGUGGCCACUUGGUUAUAUCUGAGUUUGAAUCCGGGAUUCAAACGGGUGAGGAUAACGCAGCGCACGUGUCUGAUGGAGGGCAUUUCCAUACUGUGUUCACUGAGGUCAGCAUGACCGAGCACUUAGAAAAACGUGGUUUUGAUACGAAGAACGCUGUGGUGAUCAGAGGUGUGCUUGAGAUGGGAAAAGGAGACAAGAAAAUGAAAGAAGAUUUCUUCCGCAUCUUCGUAGAGAAAAAAUAAAAUUGUAAAAGAUG